AUGACUACCCGCUAUCGUGUUGAAUAUGCUCUCAAGUCUCACCGUCGAGACCAAUUGAUUGAAUGGAUUAAAGGCCUCCUGGCCGUCCCCUUCGUGCUGCACUCGCAGCCCACCGCCGUCUACAAGGAACACAGUGAGAACCUGAUCGCCGUAGCGGCCGACACGCACCAACGCUAUGCGGAGAUCUUCCGCGACGUGGAGAUGCUCAUCCGCGACCACAUAACCCACCAAGAAGACGACGCCCCGGGGAAAUCCAAACUCAAACUCCUAGUCCCCACCGUAGGCACCUUCUUCACCCCCUUAUACCUGGUCGACGCCUUCCGCCACCAAGACGCCCAACGCUUCAUCAGCCGCCGACGCUUUGUGGCCCCUUCUUUCAACGACAUCCGUCUCAUCCUCAACUCAGCCCAACUUCUCGGCCUGGCCCGCACCACCGGCGUCGACCUCGUCACCUUCGACGGAGAUGUCACUCUCUACGACGACGGCGCCUGUCUCACGGACGACAACCCCGUGAUUCUGCGCAUUAUGCGACUCCUCCUGCAAGGACAGAAAGUCGGCAUCGUCACGGCAGCGGGCUACACCGACGCCGCAAAGUACUACGAGCGACUCAAGGGGUUGCUCGAUGCGAUGUACGAGUCAACCGAGAUGACAGAUGCCCAGCGCGCCGGACUGGUCGUCAUGGGCGGAGAGAGCAACUUCCUCUUCCGGUAUGACCAUGCCUCCCCCUCGAAGUUGAGUUAUGUGCCCCGUGAAGAGUGGCUAUUGGAGGAGAUGAAGACGUGGCAGGAGGGGGAUAUCACGCAGUUGUUGGAUAUUGCCGAGUCAUCGUUGCGCGCGUGCGCGAGUAAUCUCAAUCUGCCGGUCGCGGUGUUGCGCAAAGAUCGCGCGGUCGGAGUGUAUCCCACGGAGAGAGGGAGGAUUAGUCGCGAGCAGUUGGAGGAGACGGUGUUGGUGGUGCAGAAUACCGUCGAGCGGUCGGAGGUGGGGGCUAGAUUGCCCUUUUGUGCUUUUAACGGCGGCAAUGAUGUGUUUGUGGAUAUUGGUGACAAGUCAUGGGGUGUGCGCGCAUGUCAGCGCUACUUUGGGGGGAUUGAGCCGGCGCGGACACUGCAUGUUGGCGAUCAGUUCUUGUCGGCGGGAGCGAAUGAUUUCAAGGCCCGACUGGCAUCGACGACAGCGUGGAUCGCAAGUCCCGCCGAGACAGUGCAGCUCCUGGACGAGCUGCAAGGGAUAUAA
This is a messenger RNA of Aspergillus tubingensis, 1236 nucleotides long. It is a transcript of the gene isn1, whose product is annotated as IMP 5'-nucleotidase ISN1. Lineage: Eukaryota; Fungi; Ascomycota; Eurotiomycetes; Eurotiales; Aspergillaceae. The record is from RefSeq and is a predicted model, not a curated record. The transcript is spliced from 8 exons. Bases 1 to 1236 code for a protein of 411 amino acids. Gene Ontology annotation, molecular function: magnesium ion binding. Gene Ontology annotation, biological process: inosine salvage; nicotinamide riboside biosynthetic process; nucleotide metabolic process.